CCUGCCAACCACGAGGAGUCCAGGGAGGAAAAGUGGAGCAUAGGCGCCUAUAACCCACGCUUCCCACGCCUUUUCCAGCCCGAGAUCGCCCAGGCAGGGAUGGGCGACAAGAUCUGGCUGCCCUUCCUGUUGGUCUUCUUGGCCUCUCUGCUGCUGCCUGGGGCGGCCGGCUUCACGCACUCCUUAGACAGCGACUUCACGUUCACUCUUCCGGCCGGCCAGAAGGAGUGUUUCUACCAGCCCAUGCCCCUGAAGGCCUCGCUGGAGAUCGAGUACCAACCACCCCACCACCCUCACUCAAUUCCGGUUUUAGAUGGAGCAGGAUUAGAUAUUGAUUUCCGUCUUGCCUCUCCAAAAGGAAGAACCUUAGUUUUUGAACAAAGAAAAUCAGAUGGAGUUCACACGAUAGAGACUGAGGGCGGUGACUACAUGUUCUGCUUUGAUAAUACAUUCAGCACCAUUUCUGAGAAGGUGAUUUUCUUUGAAUUAAUCCUGGAUAAUAUGGGAGAACAGGAGCAAGAACAAGAGGACUGGAAGAAAUAUAUUACUGGCACAGAUAUGUUGGAUAUGAAACUGGAAGACAUUCUGGAGUCCAUCAACAGUAUCAAGUCCAGACUAAGCAAAAGUGGUCAUAUCCAAACUCUGCUUAGAGCAUUUGAAGCUCGUGAUCGAAACAUACAAGAAAGCAACUUUGAUAGAGUAAAUUUCUGGUCUAUGGUUAAUUUAGUGGUAAUGGUGGUAGUGUCAGCCAUUCAAGUAUAUAUGCUGAAGAGUCUAUUUGAAGAUAAGAGGAAAAGUAGAACGUAAAACUCCAAAGUAGAGUACUUAACAUUCAGAAAAAAAGGGACAGAAAAAUGCAAUAAACUGUUACGGUCAAGACCAUUAAUAGUUGUUUGCAAAACGUUUUCAGGCAUUACCAUAAGUGUGAAAUAAAUAUUAAUUUUAACAUGAAAGGAAAGUCUUCACUUUCAUCUGUGCAAGUAAUCUUAUUGUUCCAGUUGUACUUAAGUGUAUAACAAGUAUUUUGCAGGUAUAAAUGAAUGAAGCCAUAUUAAUAAUGGCAGUUUCCUACGUUUGAAAAAAUUUUGCAAAUGUCAUAGGUGAUUUAAAUAAAUGAACUUUGGGCCUAAAUGUAACACUGAACUAUGUUUUUAAAAGAUUGUUACCCAGAAGUUUCUUUGUAAAUGUGGCAAUUACAAAUUAACUGUAGAAGUUUUUCAAUAUAUUAAGUUAUAAAUCAUCUGAGAAUUACCUAAUCAUGGAUAUCUUUAGAAGACAAAGACUCAACUUUUCUCUUUUUACAUAUGU
Molecule: messenger RNA, 1308 nt
Organism: Mesoplodon densirostris (Blainville's beaked whale)
Lineage: Eukaryota; Metazoa; Chordata; Mammalia; Artiodactyla; Ziphiidae
Product: transmembrane emp24 domain-containing protein 5-like
Exons: 2
Coding region: 100-807 (235 amino acids)
Biological process (GO): intracellular protein transport; endoplasmic reticulum to Golgi vesicle-mediated transport; Golgi organization
Cellular component (GO): Golgi apparatus; endoplasmic reticulum; endoplasmic reticulum-Golgi intermediate compartment
Source: RefSeq, a predicted model, not a curated record